AUGUUGGGCCUGAAAGCGCGAAUGGCCAUCAUCGACAACUCCGGCGGGCUGAUUGCAGAAUGCGUGAAUGUACUGCGAAACAAGACAACCCAAGGUCUAGGUCGAGUUGGUGAUGAGAUUGUUGUCGUAGUACAGAAAGCUCGCCCAGUCUCCAACACGCCAGGCCAAGCAAACACACAAAAGGUUCGUCGGGGCGAUGUCCGACAUGCCGUCAUCGUGCGCACUAAAAAGGAGAUGACCAGACCAGACGGUCGUGUCAUCCGCUUCGACGACAAUGCAUGCGUCCUGCUGAACAACAAGAAGGAGCCGCUAGGCACACGAGUCAAUGGUGUCGUAGCCAACGAGCUCCGUGCUGCAGGCUGGGGCAAAAUCGCAAGUCUGGCGCCCAAGGUCAUCUAG
This is a messenger RNA of Mycosarcoma maydis (corn smut), 399 nucleotides long. Its product is annotated as mitochondrial 54S ribosomal protein uL14m. Bases 1 to 399 code for a protein of 132 amino acids. The record is from RefSeq and is a predicted model, not a curated record. Gene Ontology annotation, cellular component: mitochondrial large ribosomal subunit; ribosome. Gene Ontology annotation, molecular function: structural constituent of ribosome; large ribosomal subunit rRNA binding. The transcript has 2 exons. Gene Ontology annotation, biological process: translation. Lineage: Eukaryota; Fungi; Basidiomycota; Ustilaginomycetes; Ustilaginales.